CACGUAUCGUACGAGAUGGCUCGUGGACCCAAGAAGCAUUUGAAGCGUUUAGCCGCACCCAAGGCAUGGAUGUUGGACAAAUUGGGAGGUGUUUUCGCCCCCCGUCCCUCAACCGGUCCACACAAGCUGCGCGAGUCGCUGCCUCUGUUGAUCUUCCUGAGAAAUCGUCUUAAGUACGCUCUCAACGGCGCCGAGGUGACCAAGAUUGUCAUGCAGCGUCUCAUCAAGGUCGACGGCAAGGUCCGCACGGAUCCCACCUUCCCAGCUGGAUUCAUGGAUGUCAUCACCAUUGAGAAGACCGGUGAAUUUUUCCGUCUGGUCUAUGACGUCAAGGGACGUUUCACCAUUCACCGCAUUUCCGCUGAGGAGGCCAAGUACAAGCUGUGCAAGGUCCGCAAGACACAAUUGGGUGCCAAGGGCGUUCCUUUCCUGGUGACGCACGAUGGUCGCACCAUCCGUUAUCCCGAUCCUCUGGUGCACGCCAACGAUACCGUGCAGGUGGACAUUGCCACUGGCAAGAUCACCGACUACAUCAAGUUCGAUUCGGGCAAUCUCUGCAUGAUCACCGGAGGUAGAAAUUUGGGACGUGUCGGCACCGUCGUCAACCGUGAGCGUCACCCCGGCUCCUUCGAUAUUGUGCACAUUAAGGAUUCACAGGGUCAUGUAUUCGCCACGCGUUUGACCAACGUGUUCAUCAUUGGCAAGGGCAACAAGCCCUACAUCUCGCUGCCAAAGGGCAAGGGUGUCAAGCUGAGCAUCUCGGAGGAGCGCGACAAGCGUUUGGCCGCCAAGACCCAUUAAUACGCCAGCCUAGGGGACAAGAGUAAUGAGGAUUUUUACUUUUUAGCAUAACACUGUACGUCAAAGCUACGGAAUUACAAAUCAACGUAAAGAAAAAGUA
Molecule: messenger RNA, 901 nt
Organism: Drosophila innubila
Lineage: Eukaryota; Metazoa; Arthropoda; Insecta; Diptera; Drosophilidae
Gene: RpS4
Product: 40S ribosomal protein S4
Exons: 5
Coding region: 16-801 (261 amino acids)
Biological process (GO): translation
Cellular component (GO): ribosome; cytosolic small ribosomal subunit
Molecular function (GO): RNA binding; structural constituent of ribosome
Source: RefSeq, a predicted model, not a curated record